UGUCAGCACAGUUUACAUUGGAUUAAUCGUCAGUUAUUUUCCCACACAUCAAGACCAGCCAUGUCCGUCAACAUCCCGUGUCUGGUUGCUGUCAUCAUCCUCUACAUCCUCAUCAUCGGCAUCAUCGCUGCCAGGAAGACAAACAAAGCCAAGGACACGGAGGAAGUGAUGAUAGCCAAUCGCAGCAUGGGGCUCUGGUUGUCGUUCUUUACUCUAACAGCAACUAGCGUAUGUGGAGGUUACUUAAAUGGAACAGCCGAAUACACAGCGUUUUAUGGGCUGUUACAGACUCAAGCCCCGCUUGGAUACAGUAUUGGGCUUUUCUUGAGUCAGUAA
Messenger RNA from Physella acuta, 336 nucleotides. Its product is annotated as high-affinity choline transporter 1. Gene Ontology annotation, biological process: transmembrane transport; choline transport; acetylcholine biosynthetic process. The record is from RefSeq and is a predicted model, not a curated record. Gene Ontology annotation, molecular function: choline:sodium symporter activity. Lineage: Eukaryota; Metazoa; Mollusca; Gastropoda; Physidae. Gene Ontology annotation, cellular component: plasma membrane.